Molecule: messenger RNA, 2206 nt
Organism: Anopheles maculipalpis
Lineage: Eukaryota; Metazoa; Arthropoda; Insecta; Diptera; Culicidae
Gene: barr
Product: condensin complex subunit 2
Exons: 5
Coding region: 3-2204 (733 amino acids)
Biological process (GO): mitotic chromosome condensation
Cellular component (GO): condensin complex
Molecular function (GO): chromatin binding
Source: RefSeq, a predicted model, not a curated record
CAAUGACGACAUCAACCAGUACACCGUUAAGGAAAUCGGACGCAUCGCGUCUAUUCCGCACACCACAAUCCGUUGUUCGGGAGCCAGCAAACGACGAUGAAGCCGAACGAAGAAACCGACGUUCGGUGGCCACACUCAACGAUUCCAGCAUGGCAGCGGAGGAAAAUGAAAAUAUUAAGAUGUGCUUGAAGCUGUACUCGGACAAUAAAAUGAGUAAAGACAAUGCCUGGUCGCUUACGAUCAUCGACAGCUUCGCAACGCUGAUGGCGCGCCACUCGAAAUCGCUCCAAAACUUCCAGGUCGCCGGCUCAACGCUGGAAGCAUCGACGAAAGUGUACGGACUGCGUGUCGAUUCCGUGCACACGGACGUUAUGCGCAUGUGCUCCGAGCUAACGCGUCAAACGGCACGUGCCAUGAACAACAAUCCAGCCGACGAAGACGAUCCGGAAGAUGGGCAGGGAGCAGGCGAUCAAACGAUGGCGGAAGGUGGCGAUGGAAACGAUAAGGAAAACGAUCAAACCGUCAAUGCCCAACCGAAAGCGAAAAAGAAACGAGCCAGGAAGGGCGUGUCGACGGUAACGAAAUCGAAAGAAUCGAUUAACGGCCCACUGGACACGAACCCGUUCAUGGAUCCGUUCUUCGCGAAGCUUAACUCGGUCGUUGGUGAUGUGAACAGUUCGAGCCGGCUGAUGCAAAACAUUGUGCCGACCAAGAAUGCCGAGCUGAGGCUCUGUAUGGAUUAUCGGUUCUGGGAUGCGACGGAAUCGCUCGAGCUUGAUCUGAACGGUAUGCCGGAAGCGUACGACGGGUUGGAAUGUAGCACACUCCGUUGCUUUCCACUAGGACCGGGGAAUUUGUUACGAUCGUUACGAUCCGGUUACCUGAUUACGGAUGCACCGGCAGAAGACGACGAAGAUGAUGAAGAUACGAGUCGGGCGCCGUUGGACGAUCAUAUGGACGACGUGGAAGCACGAGAGCACGGUGCCUCGCUAAUGAACCGGUCCGCAUUGGACGUACAUUUUGAUAUUAAUGCGGAAGUGGAACCGGUACCGUCCGGCGAUGCGUUCAUACUCGACUACGAUGCUAAAGACAUCGAUGCCAAUGAUGAUUUUGCAGAAGAUGACGAACUGGCACUGGAACAGUGCAAAGGUUUGAUGCGCAAAACGGUUGUGAUUGAGGAUAUGCGACCGAUCGAUACGUGCAGCUCGCAGCUUGAAUAUUCCUACCGCCCGCUGGACAACAUAUCGCAGUUUUGGGCUGGUCCGGCCCACUGGAAGUUUAAGCGUUCGUUGCGAAGUCGUGCAACAGUGGUCGCAAGUGAUGGCGCAUCAACGGUUUCGACGAACUCGAAGGAGCGCGUGAGCCGCAAGAAGAAACGGUUCGAGCUGGACACGCUAGACGAUGCGCUAAGUGUAAGCGAAAACCUGUUUCUGGAGUACAACCCUAACCGGCCACUGAAGGGCAUCACGCUGCUCAAGAGCUCGGUUUGCAAGAAAUGGGAAUCGAAAAAGCUCAAGCUGCCGACGGACUAUAAUCUCGACCCGAAUCGAUUCGAUGUGUACAAGUACGCGCUCGGGAUAAAUAUACAGGAUCAUGGCGGUGUUGGCGUUUCGGGGCUUGCCCCAUCGGAAACGUACAGUUGCGAUGGUGGUGAUGAUCAGAUAUCGUGCAGUAAUGAUACGAACGAUGGAGGUGAUAAUGACAUGAUGGUAAACCAUGACGAUGGUGACUUCCACCCGAUGGAGCACGAUAAUGGACCACUAAACCAUGGCGAAAAAGAUAAGACACUGAACGCCUCCGUAGUUGAUGUAAUAUCCUCCGAAUUCCAGGGUGCACCGGAUAGGGUACACAAGAUCAACAUUGCGUACGCCAAGACUGCCAAGGUGAUCGACAUGAAGCAACUAAAGUACAACUGCUGGCGAAUUAUAAGCUCACACGUGCAGGCCGACCUUGGACCACGACCCUCCCAAAAUCCUUCCCAGCUGGACGUUAGUCUUCCACCGCCAACACAGGCAGACGAGGCGAAGGUGACGUUUACUACCCUCUAUCGCAAAGUUCCCCAGCUGCUGAGCAAAACGAUGAGUGAAAACAUUUCUAAAUCACUCGCAUUCUACGCGGUGCUGCAUUUAGCGAACGAAAAGUCUCUCCUGCUAGGACGGCAAGAAGAUUUGAAAGAUUUCACCAUAAGAAAGGCGGAUGAAUGAGC